Xylona heveae TC161 is the source of this 1083-nucleotide messenger RNA. Its product is annotated as D-isomer specific 2-hydroxyacid dehydrogenase. Bases 1 to 1083 code for a protein of 360 amino acids. Gene Ontology annotation, molecular function: NAD binding. The record is from RefSeq and is a predicted model, not a curated record. NCBI's taxonomy places the organism in Eukaryota, Fungi, Ascomycota, Xylonomycetes, Xylonales, Xylonaceae. The transcript is spliced from 4 exons.
AUGCGAGCCCCAGUGCAGGAGCAUCUCUUAAUCGUGGUUGCACUUGAGGAGGAUCCCCGGCUGGUGGAAGUCAUCCGCAAGGCACACCCCAACGUGAACAUCACAUGGGUUAAAUCCCCGAGUCGAGGGCCAGGAGUAAUUCCUGGGGCGUGUGUACCUAGAGAUAUUUGGCAAUCUGCAACCAUUCUUUUGACGGACGAGGAACUUCCUCCCAGGCCCGAAUACGCUCCCAAUCUAAAAUUUAUCCAACUACACACAGCUGGCAUUGACCAGGUCAGCAAGCAUCCAAUGGUGGCCAAUUCAACCGUCAAGAUAGCCACUGUGUCUGGUAUCCAUGGCCCGCCCAUUGCUGAAUGGGUAAUGAUGAGCUACUUGACAUUUUGUCGGAAAUUCUACACCUCAUAUCAGUGGCAGCAGAAGCACGAAUGGCACGGCUUUGGUGAUAGAAUGCGCGGCAUCUACGACAAUCAGGGCAAGCGGGUCGGUAUUCUUGGAUAUGGUAGUGUUGGACGACAUGUUGCCCGCGUCUCUGCCGCUCUUGGCUCCUCAGUCAUUGCCUACACCAUGUCUCCACGGGACACACCCGAGUCACGACGUGACCGUGGCUACAUGGUCCCAGGCACAGGCGAUCCCGAGGGUGUCAUCCCCGAAGCAUGGUUCAGUGGCAAGGACAAAGCGUCGCUGCACGAAUUCCUUUCACAGGACCUCGACCACCUCGUCAUCUCUGUGCCCCUGACUAGGUCAACCGAGAAGUUCAUUGGGCCCGAGGAAUUCAAGAUUCUUGCCCGCAACAAGACUUUUGUCACCAACAUUUCACGUGGCAGGGUCAUUGAUCAGGAUGCACUCAUUGCGGCCCUUCACGCUGGUGAUAUUCGUGGUGCUGCCCUAGAUGUCACUGACCCGGAGCCCCUCCCUGUCGACCACCCUCUGUGGGAUGCACCCAAUUGUCUAGUGUCCCCGCAUAUGAGCUUCUUGUCGGAGAAGGCAUUUGAUCGCAUUUUUGACAUUCUCAGAAUCAAUCUGGGAAGGUUGUUCCGUGGCGAGAAGCUAGUGAAUCAGUUGGAAAACUCCAAGGGAUAUUAA